Messenger RNA from Pristis pectinata (smalltooth sawfish), 14557 nucleotides. RefSeq names its product diacylglycerol kinase, eta (gene dgkh). The record is from RefSeq and is a predicted model, not a curated record. The transcript has 31 exons. Gene Ontology annotation, molecular function: protein binding; ATP-dependent diacylglycerol kinase activity. Gene Ontology annotation, biological process: intracellular signal transduction; diacylglycerol metabolic process; lipid phosphorylation. NCBI's taxonomy places the organism in Eukaryota, Metazoa, Chordata, Chondrichthyes, Rhinopristiformes, Pristidae. The coding region runs from base 560 to 4288 and encodes 1242 amino acids.
UCUCUGUUUUAAAUUCUUUCACCGCCCUCCCCCUCAGUAAUUCCCUUCCAACUCGCCGGGAUCUCCCACAAAUGAUGCCCACUUGCGCAUCCCGCGAAUUCAAUCGCCCCGACCACUGGGGAGUGGCCAAGGCCCUGAGCUCCGGAAUCCCUUCCCUCGACUGUCCAUUAUCUGACCCCUCGUCUCUCCUCCAAGUGGUUCCCGCAACCCGUCCCUUCCACCGUUGCCUUCAUCCGGCUGCGCUCCCGCGGCAGUUAUUUCCUUGCUCGGGCCAGCGGCGCUACAAAAAUGCAGGAGCCUGCAGCUGCUGCGAUCGCCCAGAGAAUUCCGCUCCAGCCUCCGCUGCCUCACGAAAAGUCCAGCUCCUUAUAAGGAGGGAGAGCGAAUCACGUGGAACCUUCACAGGCUGAACUCCCCGCGGCAGAUUUAGUGAAAGCGAGAGACGAGGAAGAGAUAAACCAAAGUGACUUGAAGUGGGUGGGGACGGCAACGGUGGGCAAACAAACAGCCAAACCGCACGGCCCUUGAGAGGAGCCCUCCUGGGACUGCCGAGCCGAGUAUGGAGGAGUUGUAUCCCUCGUACAGCCGGAGCCCUGUCUGGGAAGAGAUGGAGUCGGAAAAGGCGGCGGCGGGGGCAAUGGCGGGUCUGGGGCCGGGGGCUCAGCACCAGGCGCACGGAGCCGGCCCAGGAACAGCGGCGGCCGGAGACGAGUCGUCCGACAGCGAUGGAGAGCACGAGGGGCCGCAGAAACUCAUCCGGAAAGUGUCCACCUCCGGGCAGAUCAGAAGCAAGACGAGUAUAAAAGAAGGAUUUUUACUGAAGCAAACCAGCUCAUUUCAGCGAUGGAAAAGAAGAUACUUCAAGUUACGGGGGCGGACUCUUUACUAUGCCAAGGAUUCGAAGUCCCUUAUAUUUGAUGAAGUGGACCUGUCUGAUGCAAGUGUUGCUGAAUCAAGCACAAAAAACGUCAACAACAGCUUCACGGUAAUUACACCAUUCAGAAGACUAAUUCUUUGUGCUGAGAAUAGAAAGGAGAUGGAAGACUGGAUCUCUUCAUUAAAAUCUGUACAGAGUAGAGAGCACUACGAGACGGCACAGUUUAAUGUGGAGCAUUUCUCAGGGAUGCAUAACUGGUAUGCCUGCUCCCAUGCUCGCCCUACAUUCUGCAACGUCUGCCGGGAAAGCCUAUCUGGUGUCACCUCUCAUGGACUCUCCUGCGAAGUUUGUAAGUUCAAGGCCCACAAGAGAUGCGCUGUGAGGGCAAUCAACAAUUGCAAGUGGACAACCCUGGCAUCGAUAGGGAAAGAUAUCAUCGAGGACGAGGAUGGGAUCGCCAUGCCUCAUCAGUGGCUCGAAGGUAACUUGCCUGUUAGUGCCAAGUGUGCCGUGUGUGACAAGACGUGUGGCAGCGUACUCCGCCUGCAGGACUGGAGAUGUCUCUGGUGUAAAGCCAUGGUGCACACUGCUUGCAAAGAACUGUAUCCCCGAAAAUGUCCUCUGGGCCAAUGCAAAGUGUCCAUCAUUCCUCCCACUGCAUUGAAUAGCAUUGAUUCUGAUGGGUUUUGGAAGGCCAGUUGCCCGCCGUCUUGCGCCAGCCCACUUUUAGUCUUUGUCAACUCAAAGAGUGGAGACAAUCAGGGAGUCAAGUUCCUCCGAAGAUUCAAGCAAUUGUUAAAUCCAGCUCAGGUGUUUGAUCUCAUGAAUGGGGGACCUCAUCUUGGUUUACGAUUGUUUCAAAAAUUUGACACUUUCCGUAUUCUAGUUUGUGGAGGAGAUGGAAGUGUUGGAUGGGUGUUAUCUGAGAUUGAUAAGUUAAACCUGCACAAACAGUGUCAGCUUGGAGUUCUACCACUGGGAACAGGAAAUGACCUGGCACGGGUCCUUGGCUGGGGAGGGUCAUGUGAUGAUGACACACAGCUCCCUCAGAUCCUUGAAAAAUUGGAACGGGCCAGCACCAAAAUGUUAGACAGAUGGAGCAUUAUGACGUAUGAAAUAAAAAUCCCACCAAAACAUUCCUUGGCAGCGACCCCAGAGGAGGAUGCUGAGGAAUCCCAAUUUCAGAUAUCAGCAUAUGAGGAUUCUGUUGCUGCUCACCUAACCAAGAUUCUCAACUCUGACCAGCACUCAGUUGUUAUAUCUUCUGCCAAAAUUCUGUGUGAAACUGUGAAGGACUUUGUUGCCAAAGUUGGUAAAUCGUACGAAAAGGCCAAUGAAAAUACAGAAGAGAGUGAAACGCUGGCGAAUAAAUGUUCGGCAUUGAAUGAGAAGCUGGACUCGCUGUUGCAGACCCUCAGUGAUGAAUCACAGGCCACCAUAAGCCACCACUGCUCAACGCCACCCAUUGUGGAGGAGGAAGGUGAAGAAGAAGAGUUCAGUGAAGAAUCCUUAUCCGAGCAGCCAGUGGAGAGUAUCCCAGCAAGGUCUUCCACCCCGAAAUUCUUCAAAUCCAGGGAGCAACUUAUGCUUCGGGCAAACAGCCUGAAGAAAGCAGUGAGACAAAUCAUCGAACAGGCAGAGAAAGUUGUGGAUGAACAGAAUGCUCACACCCAAGAAACUGCUGAAGUGGAACUGAAAAAGGAAAUUGAGGAGGACUUGAAGGAGGAGGAAAAGGAGGAAGAUGAGUCAAAGGAAACAGACAUUCAGACCACUUUCCGAUCUGCUCAGAGAUCCCCUCCAGAGAGACGAAUCCAUCGCACCACCACUUCCUACACUGGUCCAUUUACAACCUCACCAUUAACUGCUAGCAAAGAAAAUCUCCCGGUGCUGAAUACUAGAAUCAUCUGCCCAGGUCUACGAGCUGGACUUGCUGCCUCCAUCGCUGGAAGCUCAAUCAUCAGCAAAAUGUUACUAGCGAACAUCGAUCCUUUUGGAGCAACACCAUUCAUUGACCCUGAUCCAGACUCUCUAGAAGGCUACACUGAAAAGUGCGUUAUGAACAAUUAUUUUGGAAUUGGAUUAGAUGCCAAAAUCUCCUUGGAAUUUAACAAUAAGCGUGAGGAGCACCCUGAGAAAUGCAGAAGCCGGACAAAGAAUAUGAUGUGGUACGGUGUGCUUGGCACCAAGGAAUUACUCCAGCGAACCUAUAAGAACUUAGAACAAAAGGUGCAACUUGAGUGUGAUGGACAGUACAUUCCUCUACCCAGUCUCCAAGGGAUUGCUGUAUUAAACAUCCCUAGCUAUGCUGGAGGAACUAACUUCUGGGGCGGAACAAAAGAGGAUGAUAUCUUUGGCGCUCCCUCAUUUGAUGACAAGAUCUUGGAAGUUGUAGCUGUAUUUGGAAGUAUGCAGAUGGCAGUAUCAAGAGUCAUCAAGCUUCAACAUCACAGAAUAGCUCAGUGUCGGUCUGUGAAGAUCACCAUUCUGGGAGAUGAGGGCGUGCCAGUACAGGUAGAUGGAGAGGCAUGGAUCCAACCACCUGGAGUUAUCAAAAUCGUGCACAAAAAUAGAGCACAGAUGCUGACAAGAGACCGAGCAUUUGAGAGCACCUUGAAAUCUUGGGAAGACAAACUGCGGUAUGACUCCUGCAGGCCAGCGCUCCGGCCCCACCUGUACCCACAGCAGUCGGUCGACCUGGCCACUGAGGAGGAAGUCACCCAGCUGCAGCUCUGUGCCCAGGCAGCUGAGGAGCUCAUCACAAGAAUCUGUGAGGCAGCCAAGACCCACAGCCUCCUGGAGCAAGAACUGGCUCAUGCAGUCAAUGCAAGCUCUCAUGCACUAAACAAAACCCAUCCAAAGUUCCCAGAGAAUCUUACUAGGAACACAGCAAUUGAGAUUGCCAGUAAUGUGAAAGCCCUGCAUAAUGAAACAGAAUCAUUGCUUGUUGGAAGAGUUCCUCUGCAACUAGACUCGCCUCAGGAAGAGCAGUUGUCUACAGCGUUGCACCUUGUGGACGUUGAACUGCAAAAGCUUGCAGAAGUUCCAUGGCUUUACCACGUGCUGCAGCCAACAGCUGAAGAGGACCAUUCUUUGGAAUUUGCCAAAAGAAACAGUCGAAGUGCUAUGUUCCGAAUUGUGCCAAAGUUUAAGAAAGAAAAAACCCAAAGGCAUAAGGCAGCCCCUCAGCCAGUUCAGAAAUGGGGCACAGAUGAAGUUGCUUCUUGGCUGGAGCUGCUCAGCUUGGGAGAAUACAAAGAACGCUUCAUCCGUCAUGACAUCCGAGGUUCUGAGCUAUUGCACCUGGAAAGGCGUGAUCUGAAGGAUCUGGGGAUAACGAAAGUGGGCCACAUGAAGCGAAUUCUCCAGGGAAUUAAAGAUCUUGGCAAAAACACUUCCAUGCCAGAAGUGUAGCUGUUCUGGUGCUAUCUCAGAAAAUAGUGGAGCGCUGUCUGGACUUCCCUAAGAAGUCCCGCAAUCAUAUAACGUUCUGCGGGAUUUCCGCUCAGCAGGAUUUGUGAUCUCGCAGCCGUCACUGGGUGCAAUGUUCAGGUGUUUGCUUCAAUUAAUGUGUUCUUUUCUAACCUUAAACUGUUGCGAGUUUUACUAAGGGUUGUGUGCCAAUGCAAUUAACCCUCAACAGCCAUUUUAGAUUGUUAACAUGACAAGUCCUUAUAUGCAUUGGUAAACUUGUGUUUACAAUGAACUGCGUAACCCUCCUGGAAACAAGGAUGCUGCAAAAUGGUAAAUACAGGUGCAAAAUAUUUCAGGACUUCCUUCCGUGAGGGCCGUAGAUCCAAAAACGGCUUGUUUUUUUCGCAUUACAUAUCAAUUUAAUGCAGACAAUUGUCUUUAUUGCUUUAGAAGGUAGAAUUGAUUUGUAUCCUAUACGUUUAUUGGAGUGGACCCAUUAUCAGUGUUUCUUGACCCAUGAAUAUGGUCUGCGGAACAUAUCACUUGAUGGCCAAGGAGUCUAAUUUAGACUGAAGUAGGAAACACAUGCAGUGUAGCAUGCAUGUAGAUUCUCCCGCAUGGUGUGCCUGCUUGAACUCUUUCUAUAGGAUUGCAUGACAUAUGCCUAAUGCUUUCUAAAAGAGAAACACUUGAACAAGUUUUAUAUUUGUUUAAUAGUCUGUAACUUAUUACUACUGAAGUGUUAAUGAAAAGUUAUUUCUGCUGCUCUGUGUUAAACUUUGCAUGAGCACAUUUCUUUCACAAGGACUGGUUCACAGGAGUUAUGCCGCCUUAUCCAGAAAGUGGCAACCAACCCGCUUCCUCGUUUGAGGGCAAUUCAGUGGCUGUAUGAUUAAUCAUGAACAGGAGUGGUGGUGACAGGGUAGUACUUAUCACAAAUGUCUCUGUGAUGGAUGUACUUUUUACAUAAUCUCUGUGUGUGUGUGUGUGUGUGUGUGUGUGUGUGUGUGUGUGUGUGUGUGUGUGUGUGUGUGUGUGUGUGUGUGUGUGAGACUGUGCAUGUGUGUUCAUGUAUAAAGGUUCACUGGCAAUACAUGAUUUUGGAAUAUAAUGGGAAUGAAAAGCAAUUGUUGCAUUUUUGACCUUGGCAGCCAUAUAGACUCCCAAGAUGAUGAGUGAUCCCACAUUUCUAGAUCUACUCCGACAUCUGCGUUCUCUGUGAACCUCUGCUAAAGAAUUAUUUGGAAAAAAACCACAAGGAGGCCUGAUUCAACCUGUGUAAAUGUGUGCAGUUGGAAUUCCACAGCAUGGAAGGUGACCAUUCAAUCCAUCAUAUCUGUGCUACCUCUCUGACAGAACUAUCCAAUUGGUUCCCCUUCCCCAAUUUUUUUUUUCUUUUCGAUCUAUAUUCAACUGCCAUUUUGAAAGUUCCUAUUGUAUCUAUGUCUUCUGCCCUUUCAGUCAGUUUAUGGUCAAAUCAUAGUUGGUUUUGUUAAAAAGAGAGAAUUCUUUCACCUUCCCCUCUUUUUCUCAAUUAUCUUAAAUCUGAAAUCAUUAGAAUAUUUUAGAUGUGUUAAAUUUUCCUCCUGGAUUCUCAUUUUUAUCAUCAUUGUUCUUGUUAUCCCUAUAAUUUUCAAACUUCCUCAAUAUGCUUUCAAAUUCUUCUACAGAACUAUGACACUCAGCACUACCUCUCCAUUGCCUCUUUCAAAGCAUCUAUAUCAACAGACAGCUUGCCCAAGCUCGAGUCUCAAAUGAGCCCACACUUUUUGAUUACUAUUAGGAUGGCCAAAACCAUUGAUUCCGUUCACCGCCUUGGCUACCUUCUCCGGCGGAAUGAAAUGCUCUGUAACUCCAACAUCCUAUUUAGUGUAGUGAGCUUCUGAUUUUCCAUCACAAAGACCACCAGUUUACACCUACAAUUUACACAUCAAAUGCCAACUCCACCCCUAUUCAGGUACAUCUUCCACUGAAACCUCUUGACGUAACUCUUCUAAGUGGUCUCCAAAAUCGUAAUCUGUAUCCUAUUCCAGACUAUAUUUCACCCUCCUGUUGCUAAUCCAACAUCUGAAAUUUAAAAUUCCCAUCCUUUUGUUUAAUAUCUUCACUUCUCCCUAUCUUUGUAACAUCCUCUGUCAAUAUAAUACACUACAAAUUCCAUUGAUCCAUGCCUCCUGGGUGUCCUUCCGCACCUCCCUUUAUCCCAUCAUGAGCAAUGCACCUUCAACAGUUCUGACAAAGGGUCUUCAACCUGAAACAUUCACUCUGUUUCUCUUCCCACAGAUGCUGCCUGACCUUCUGAGUAUUUACAGCAUUUUCUGUUUUUGCUUUAGAUUUCCAGCAUCUGCAGUUUUUUUUAAUUUUCUACAGUCAAGGUCAUGGUCUCUCAAAUUGCCUUCCCAAAUCCCUCUAUUUCUCCUCUUGUAAUAUUCGUAUUAAAACUCUAAUCCAAGACUAUGCCUCUGAAAAAUAUAUCUUCGGUGUAAGCAUAAUUUUUAAUCUUACACAUCUCUGUAGCACUUGGAGGUAUUUUGUAUGUUAAUGAUACUAAUGAGUUUUGUCCAUUAUUUACAUUUCCACAAAUGUGCAAUAAGGUCAUCUUGCAAUAAUGGCUUUGGAAUUUCUUACCUAGAAGGGCAGAACUUAAAAUGUGGCCUGUUGGUUCAGAGACACAACGUGGAUCUGAGAGAGCAAGACUUUGAGUCUCUAAUGUAAACCAACUUGUAGAGUGGACAAUUCGUUUUGCAACAAGAAUAGCAAAUCCUCACUAUGAUAUUAGUUAAUCUUCUCACAAAGCUUGAUUGCAUAGAGCUUUAACAUAUAAAAUAUGUUGACUUGUGUCACUGUAUUUAAUGAGAUGUGCUGCCCUCUUUGAUAGGUGUUGUACUUAGAGAGAAUUUAUAUAGAAAGGACAAUGGGAAGCUGAAUCCAGAUAAAGGUUGGUUUUAAUAUUGAGUCAUUUAUACCCACCCAUGCUCAAAAUCUCUUCCUUAUGAUCGAAUUCUAAGUACUAUUUGCUCAUACUGACACGUUGUGAAUUAGUUCCUUUUUUCCAGGUCCCCUAUACAACUCGACAAGAGAUCUUAUUCUGUUCUCACAAUACGUCAUGCAAAGCAUAUGCCUGAAUCUAUUUGAGUUAUUUAACCUUUUUCUAGGCUCAGACCAUAUCUUGUUCCUUCUGUUCUGUACCAGCAGAUCACUUAUUAUGAAGUGUUGACAAGGCAGAGCUUAAACCAUUAUCAGGUCACCCAUCCUCAGUGGCAACUGGGCUCUAACAGCCAAAGUAGUGAAGAAUUAAUUCUACGUCUACUGAUACUUAAGCUUACAGGAGAGACAGAGUCUUGGACUUCCACAGGGCAGAUAUUGGGAGGAGGUGGGCGAAAGGCACUUUUCAGCCGUUCCAAUUAGCUUCAAGAGAGUGUGGAUGUUUUUCAAUCUAAAGAUUCUUCUGCUCAUGUUUGUAGAUUGAAUAAGGACAGGAUAGGAAUCAGCUGCCAUAACACAGUAGUUGAAAAACCUGCCAGCAUUGAAAUUAGUGCUUGGUGUGAGCUCAGUGUUCACCUGGGUGAUGUAUUAUUAAUGAAGCUUUAAUCUAAUCUGAUUUUCUUCCCUAAAAAAAUGAAGGAAAAGGAAACCCAGUAGAAUAAACACUUAUUGUUGAAUAAAGGCAACAAACCUGCAAUUUGCCUGCAAUAAGUAUUUCUGAAAUCUGAUAAGAAUGUCUGACAGAUGGUGCAAGGCUUUACAGUAGAUUGUUAAUCCUGCACUCUUUAUCUAGUCAUACAUAGUUGGAUCAGAAGUGUACAACUAGCAGGUGUCCAAAGAAUGUAGGUCCAGAUUUUGUGGAGAAACAUAGGCAAAAUUGUCAGGAUUUUAAUUGAUAGCAGCUUCAAUGGGAAAUCUAGCAGUUGCUAUCAGCAAUUUGCUACUGGCAGCAGGCCAGCAGUCUGAUGCCGGAGCUAGGGGCAGUGCCGAAGCACAAACCUGCUCUAAGUGUCUUAUACUUGUACUCACUAAAGAGUCCUGCACUGGAUGAGAAGAGGUGCCACUCCUGGUUUGAAAGAAAGGAAAUGGGAGCACCUCAGGUCUAUUAAUUAAAGAAAAAAAGAAUUUUAGUUAGGUUCUUGAUUUAAGUUUCUUUUUAAUCUUUCUAAAAACCUUCUUUAAAUCUAAUGGUUGAUUUAGAUUAUUUACAAUGUUUGUGAUUAUUUUCAAGUGUUUUAGAGUGUUUCAGCCUCUUUUUAAGGCCCCUUUAGCUUUUAUUGUGCAGUUUUAAGUUUUCAAAUGAUUUUGAAAUGUCUGUGAGACUUUCAUAAACAUUCAGUUUUUAAAUGUUUUGAUGGGGUUAGAACAAGGAUUUCAAUUUCACUAGUUGUCAAAGGCCAUUUGCAGGAAAAGCUUGUUUUGGCCACCCCCAUUUAUCCCACUACAGUACAGAAGCUCCUUCUCCAGCAUAAGGUCUUGUCACCAAGGGUUCCACCUGAUGGUGUCUGGACAUUCUUUUCGGGAGGAUCAGCAAAAUGUGAAUUUUUGCUCAGAUGUCAUCAUUGAGCUGAUUAUGCUCACCACUGAUCAUAAAAUCCAGGUUACUAGUUGUGCAGAGGUCCUUGUGCAAAGUAAUGUUUUCAGAGCAUUAGGUACUGAGUUGAGUAGUGUAAAAACUGGACUAUGCUUGGACCAUGUCUGUGGGAAGAGCUUGCCUCCCAACAAAAAGCAUUAGAUUUCAUCUUGUGUGAACUUGUGAUCAAAUCUCAGCAACAUUGUUGAAUCUCCUCCGGCCCUCUGUCAAAUAGAUGGCAUGGAGCAUUUAUGGACAGUGUAGAAUAGUGCAAAGCCCAGCAAUCUAACACCAAACACCAAUCUCAAUAUUGCUGGACAGAGAAGUCACUGAGAAAACAGAACAUGGCACCAUUUGCCUCCCUUGACCAUUUAAUGUAUUCAGUAGCCAACCCAAGUUUCUGCAUCUCCUUGACACAGUAAAUCCCACUUGAUUAACCAAGCUGCUGUAGAGGACACAUUAUGCAAGGGACGAAACAUGGCAAUGUAAGAAUUUGGAGCCAAAAUCUUUUGUGAGCUUAACAUCUACAAGUUGCCCCACCAAAGAAAAAAUGUCAAGGUGGCAAAAACAUUGUGCCAAGUAAACAGUGGGAUCUAAUAUCCCAACCACCUCUGCCAUCAAGACUUCAAUCAUUACUAAAUCCUGUAACCCCAAAGUGUGUUUUGCUUAGUGUAUCUCUUUCAAAGAUUUCCCUGGGUUUUACCCCAUGGCCAGUGUGAUAUUUACACAUGGAAAAAGAAUUCAGAAUAUCGGCACAUUUCACCAACAAAACAUGACUAUCAUAGUGUUAUACUGUAAGCAUUUCUAGGAACUGAUUGAACAGCACUCUAAGUGGUUCCUAUUCAGCCUGGAUAAAGAUGGGUGUGCUUGAAUUGCAAGCAAUGCACAUAGGAUAAAAAAGAAAUCAAUUGGCCCAUUGGAAUGCUUCCUAAUUUACUUGAUGGGGGAAUAAGAAUGGAAAUUAAGGCUACUGCCGCAGUCUUCCAAUUCUCCUAGUGUGAAAGCAGUGUCAGAGGGCUAGAGUAUUAAAGCCCUCUGGCACUGCUGUAGUACUGUUCAAAAAAAGGAGGGAGAGGUGAACUACAGGUCAUUGGUGGUGGGAAACUAAUAGAGACUAUAAUCCAGGGUAAAAUUAAUUUUGCAGAAAAACAAGUGCUGAUAAAUAUGACAAACAAUUGCAAUCUUCAGUGACAUAGCACAGCAGAGUAAGUUAUGAGUUAAUGAAUGCUGUUGUGGAAAUGAAUGAAUGCACUUGCUGUUGUGUACAUGGACUUUCAGAAAGCAUUUCAUAAAGUAUCUUAUGAUGGAUUUGUCAGUGAAAUUGAAGGCUAUGUGACUAAAAGGACAGUGGUAGUGAGGGUACAAAAUUGUCUGAAGGCAAAGAGCAGUGCUGAUAGGUCUUCAUUAAUAACAGUGUAUAACCCCUGAGCUGAUAUUGAAACCACUGCUGGUUUUGAUCUGGAUUUGGGUAUACAGGACAAAAUUUCAAAGUUUGCAGAUGAUAUCAAACUGGGAAAUACUGUAAAUGGCUGCAGACCAAUCAGGUUAUCAUAUAAUUGGAUAGUGGCAGAUUUGAAGGCAAAUUCUGGCAGAAUGAACAGAUAUUUCAAUGAUAGUUAAUGUUGAGAAAUUUGGUUGAGGAGAGUCAACAUAAUAGAAAUUACAUUUUAAAGUGGGUGCAGGAACAGAGUAGAGAGGUUCACACACAUAAAUCUUUGAAGUUUGCAAUUUAUAUGGGAUCAUUACCUUUAAAUACAGGGACAAGGUACAAAAGCAAGAAAAUUAUGGCAAAUAGAAAUCCUUGCAUGAGAUUGAGCUGAAAUGUUACAUUCAAUUCUGGGCAUCUAUAAUAUACUGAAGUAGUACCAUGAAUGUGAUUAAAUGGUGAUUUACCAGAGGUUUUGAUGGAGUAGAUAAGGAAAAAUGUUUCUCCUAGCAAGGGGGUAUUAGUGAGGCUGGAGUCAGUUGCCAGUAGGCACAGGAUUCUGUUGGAAGAGUGGGACCAAUUGGAUAGCCCUUUCAGAGAGAGUGAACAAGUACAAUUGGGCAAACAACCUUCCUCCAUGUUGUAAAGUUGUGCAAACUGGACUCUGGUGUGGAACUCUACCUUGUGUGUGCAGCAGAGUUACAGUGGGCACUGCACAUUAUCUUUCAAUUGCUUUCUGCUUUUCUAAUAAAGCUGCAUUCCCACUUUAACGAAAUGGGGUGAUGUCUCCAUUUAAGAGCAGGAGUCUUGCUUUAACCCUUUGCCUUUGCUGGAGUAUCUUGUUGCUCUACUACUGUGCCAUGUGACAAGUGAAAAUAGGAGGAAUUUGGUGCGAGAUUGUCUUAAGUGUUCUUAUGAUAAACCUAAUCACAGGUGGCAUUCACAAGACAAUGAGAAAGGAAAGCAAUUUAGUACACUUUAUGAUCUCAGGAUGUCCCAAAGUGGUUGGAAAUCAUUCAAGUACUUCCUGAGGUCUAGUUACUGUUGAAAUGUGGCUGCCAAUGUGUGCACAGUGUAGUCAUACAAAUAGCAAUGUGAAAAUGACCAAACCAUCUGGCUAAGUGCUUCUAGUUGAAAGAUAACUUAUUGGCCAGAUCACUCUAAAUCUUCAAGAUGUUGCUGUGGAAUUUAACAUUCACCUGAGAUAGAAGAUAAAGCUUCCACUUAAUGUCCCAUCUGAAAGACGUCAUCUCUAAUGGAGCACUAUUCCCUUACUUCUGCACUGACAGCAUCAAUUGAAAUUAUCUGCUUUUAUCUCUGGAGUGAGACUUGAACCCAUGACCUUUUCAGAGGGAAGCAGAGCCUAACUAUCUGCUAUCGGACUCCACAGAGCCUGUGAGACCCUGUUUAAAUACUUGGGAAAAGGACAAAAUAUUGUACCUUUCCAGUUUAUGUUGCAAACAGACAAGGAAUCUAAGACAUUAGUGCUGCUCAGAGUUGUUUUAAAUGAAUCAUCUGACACUUUUAUGAUUGAUCCACAUUGUAUCCUGCUGUUAGCGAGGUUGUCUUCCCAAAACAAGUUGCUGAAAAGGGGUGAACCGUUCGAAAGUUUGUGGCACCAGGAGUGGCAACUAUUUGAUGUUUAGAAUUGUGAUCCUUAGAACUUGUUUGAAGAGUGUUCCCGGCAUUGACGCAGUGUUACAACAUUUAAAAGUUGUAGCUCAAGGGAUUAUGAAGAAGAUAAAGUGAAGUGAUAGGCAGCAUAUUUACGAAAGGAACAUGAUUGUAGUUAUUCCUAAAUGUACACCGUUUUGAAACGCAGGUCUCCAGGAACCUGGAUCAAAUGCUGUGUCCCCAGGCAGUUUGAGAUAGUGUUUAUUUAAGGCUCCAUGUGUCAACUGAACUGGACAAGAGAGAGCCAAGCAGUCAUGGUACUGAGUGGGUAUGUACACGCAAAUGUAACUGUUAUUGCUGAACAUGUGGAGGAGACCUAUGGAGAAUACGGUCCCUAAAUCUUUUGAACCCCAAUCUUCCUGUUCCAGAUAUUUGUUGAAAGAUGUUCAUAAUAUAGCAACACAUUCAUAACUAAAUCCCUAGAAAAAAAUAAGACAUUUCUGUACCCAGCUUUGCUGGGGUCAGAAGCAGAAAACUGCACUGAAUUUUCAUACCGUACAGCAUGUUAUAAAGGUGUACCUCAAAGGUUCUCCAUCAAAUUUGCACUUAUCUACGCCAAUAAAUAGCAUUUUUUUACUAUUCUAUGCAGUCACUUUGAAGAAUGAGGCCUUAUUACUAAAACAGUUUUUACCUGACUCCCAAGGAACAGAAGUAACAACUUUUUUGCUUCCUCAGGAAGAGAAAUGAGAAGAAACAAUAAUGUGAUCCUUUAUGUCCUUUUACAUUAAUUAGAAGUCGACCUUCCCAACAACUGUCCCAAGUCUCUGCUGCAAAGGUUGGUCAGUACACAGGAACUGGGAACACUAAACAAAACCCGGUUUAGAGUACUGCAUUAUAUCAAAAAUGACAGAGAAGACUAUGUCAUGAAAAAUUUAUUACGUACUGGGGACAAACUCCUGUUUAUAGUUAUUCAGCAGGGCAGUGAUGAUUUAUUUUUUUAACCACCAGUGGCCAGCCUUCUCUUGAAUUUACCUGAAGUGGGAAAUGAUUGACACAGCUGCUUUUCACAGUGUGUUUACAAGCAAAAUGUGCAUGUAAAGUCAAAAGUUUCGCUUAUGAUCUUCAAUGGGCUACGUUGCACUAAUAAAACUUACCACUGUAAUAAGUACACAUAUCUGUAAAUGUACCUCGAGUAUUUUCCUUCUGCCUAAGAUGUAUUUUAUAUGGUUUGGAUUAUCCAUUCUCCUUAGCGCAGCCUCCUUUGAUAUUUGUAAAUGUAUUAAAUUGUGCUGGUAUUCGUGGUAGUGAAGCAUAAAAAAAAUUGUGACUUUGUUAUUUUCUAAGACAAACUGUUUUCUAGUACUAUUUAUGGUUGUCCUUAAAUGAAAAUUUAUAAGCUAUAUUGGUGUUGCUAAAUCAUUACUUUCUUCUGCAGCAAAAGCAGUGCUAUACUUCCAAGCCUCACCUUAUCAGGAGGCUGUUUUAUACAUUCCUGAACAAUACUUUCUUAUCCUGUCAGUGGUUAUUAAGGCAUGAAAUAGUGUGUUUAGAAUUUUCAGAGGCAGUCGCACAAUUCUAACAUCAGAUAAAGGAGAAAGGGUAAGCCUGUGAUACUGAGACAAAACAUGGUAACAAAUGUCUACCACAUUAUUUGGACAACUUGUAAACAAACCUUCAUUGACCAGCCUGUGCUUUCAGUUUUUGUCCUAACAAAUGCAUUAAUUAAGUUUAUUACCUGAUGGGAAAUUUAUGCAAACAUUAUAUAAUUCCUACAUCAACUGUAUGCAACAUUUUACUUUGAUUAGUGCCAUCUUCUUUACCUUGGCUCAGCCAACCCAUAUCAAACUUUCCAAUCUAGCACUGACCCUCCAGUAAGAAAGAGUACUUUCCACAUCAGGACAAGCAGAAUCCUGCCUGUGAAUUGAUUAGUAGUUUUCUUUGCAGGCUGUUAAACACAGUGAUGGGUUUCUGCAUGGAAUGAGACGCCCAUAUCACCAGGAUAAAUCUUCUGUGCAAGUUGUUACUAUCUAUAUCCUGAUUGCUAUGUUCAGCUUCUGGCUGUUCUUUGAUAUUUUUCCUGAUUCUCCUCAAAGAUAAUAUUAUCAAAGCCAGAUAUUGAAGAGUCUGUGUGAUGCUGAAUUUGUGGACUAAUUUUGCUUCGGAAAUGAUUAAAGCUUUAAACUGCCCAAUACCCUUCCAGUACCAUUUAAAAGCCAACCGAUAGGCAACAAUUUGUCUUUAUGUACUCUGAUAAAUAAGGCAAAAGUGAAACGUCUUUGUUUACAUACUGUUUACAACAGCACAGUUUUAUUUUUAAUAAACAAAAUUUGGAGUAUUUAUUGCAUACUGUUUGGGGAACUAAAGAUGUUUUAUGUAAUUCACCCUUUGAAUAUAAUGUUACAUUUACAUAUAGAUAUUUGGGUGAUUUAUUUAUGUAGUUGGUAAUUUUAUGACUACUAGAAUGGAUUUUGUUUUCUGUGCCUUUUAUGUUUAAAUGCAUGGUUGAAUAUUUAUUAUUUAGGAAGUUACUCAGAUGUGUAUUUUUGUAUAUUGCUGGAAUUGGUGGUUCAUUUUUGUUGUACAUUAUGAGCUGCCUUAGGGAAAGGCAGUCUGUUAAGAUCUUCCUAACAUACUAAAAUACUCAAUAAAUCCAAAUGCAUUCACUGCUCAA